UAACAAUAAGCAAGAAAAACUGUGGCAGGACUGUAGGAUGAUUGUUAAUUUGAAGAUCAUAUUAUGGAGCAACAUUAUGUCUGUCUCGAGCUCAGACAUGAAAACUAAUGGUUUUAAGUUGAUGAGAUUGAUUGUUGAUGUUGGUGGAGAAGCCUUGAGAAUAACAUUGAGGAAACAACUGUCAGGUACUGAUUUAUUUAAUGUUUUGAAUGAUCCUGAAAAUACACAACUACUUUCAAGUCUGAAGAAUAGACAAAUCCAGCAACAUCAGUGGGAUCUACUAUAUCCUGAUCUUCCAAUAUUACCAAAUGAAAAUGAUUUUGACAUUACUUUACUUUGUAUUCUCCUGCGUAAUACUUGUGAUUUAAAACCACCACGUGAUCCAAUAUGGACGUCAGUAAAUAACCCCAAUGAUCAUUCAACUGAAGCAGAUAUUACCCGUAUCAGAUUAUUUCGUAAUGAACGUUUUGCUCACUUAACUAGCACUUCAGUAAGCUUUGAUGAAUUUGAAAAUCAUUGGCUGGAAAUAAGCGAACCAUUAGUUCGUUUAGGAAUAAGUCAGAAAGAAAUAGAUAGAUUGAAAAAUGAGUUGUUUGGUAAUGAAGAAUGUGAAAGAAUUUUGAGAGAAUGGAAUAGAUUAAAGAGCGAUUUAACUGAUAUUAAAACUGAUCAGAGAGGUAUUAAGAAAGUAGUGGAGGGUGUAGAGAAAAAUUUACAACAGGUAAAAGAUUUUGUCACAGUAAUUAAAGACGAAGUUUAUGAAAUGCGACAUCACCCUCACUUAGGUCCAGAAGAAGAUAUUUUGACAAAAAACCUUGUUAGCUGUAAAUUUGAAAGUGAAAUUAGAUUGGUUUGA
Xenia sp. Carnegie-2017 is the source of this 856-nucleotide messenger RNA. Its product is annotated as E3 ubiquitin-protein ligase DZIP3-like. The coding region runs from base 38 to 856 and encodes 272 amino acids. Lineage: Eukaryota; Metazoa; Cnidaria; Anthozoa; Malacalcyonacea; Xeniidae. The record is from RefSeq and is a predicted model, not a curated record. The transcript is spliced from 4 exons.